AUGCACUCCUUUCCCAAAGCAGCGUCUGCAGCUUACACAUAUUUAGCUGCCCACCCAAGCGAUUCCAAAAUGGAAAAUAAUGUUAAAUAUUAUAUAGAUAUGCCUGAAGUUGAUGUUAAUGAGAUAUAUUAUGGAGCUAAAUAUAAUUAUUUCACAGUAACUUGUAUUGCCAUAAAAAUGGAUGGUGAUUACAGUGAUGACAAAAUAAACAUAAAAACUUUAUUGUUCACCAAAGCCAUUCCAAGCUAUACCCUACCUAUAGCACAAGGACAUAAAGUUUUCUCGUGCACCGACUGUGGUGACAGAUACAUCAUGGAAUCAAGCUAUGAUUAUCAUGGCACCGCGAUCUCGGAUGUACGGUCUGAAGGAGAGCGGGAGUAUAUAACGCAGACUUUAACCAAG
Iphiclides podalirius (scarce swallowtail) is the source of this 402-nucleotide messenger RNA. Lineage: Eukaryota; Metazoa; Arthropoda; Insecta; Lepidoptera; Papilionidae. The record is from the annotation of a GenBank genome assembly.